Ictalurus punctatus (channel catfish) is the source of this 5340-nucleotide messenger RNA. RefSeq names its product myosin VIb (gene myo6b). Gene Ontology annotation, biological process: actin filament organization; endocytosis; inner ear auditory receptor cell differentiation. Gene Ontology annotation, molecular function: microfilament motor activity; actin filament binding; ATP binding. NCBI's taxonomy places the organism in Eukaryota, Metazoa, Chordata, Actinopteri, Siluriformes, Ictaluridae. The transcript has 32 exons. Bases 303 to 4061 code for a protein of 1252 amino acids. The record is from RefSeq and is a predicted model, not a curated record. Gene Ontology annotation, cellular component: endocytic vesicle; myosin complex; ruffle.
CUCGUCAAACAGUACUGUUACUAGCUCAUACUGGUAGCAUUUCCAAGAAUGAAGCUACUUCCUGAUUGUGCUGCGCUUUAUUAAGAUGCUUUAACGCUGACCGGUGUAGUCCUGCUGCUGGAGCCGCGCGCUUCCCGCUGACGUCACCGUGGGUUCUCCUCUGAGGAGUUGAAGCCAGAGAGAGAGAGAGAGAGAGAGAGAGAGAGAACCGGGGAGCUCUGUCAGCAGGACAUAACGCGUUUUUACUGCACACUCUCUUGUGAAGGACGGGCUCGUAUUCUGGUGUCUAGUUGUGGAGUGCAAUGGAUGAUGGGAAGCCUGUGUGGGCACCCCAUCCAACUGAUGGGUUCCAGCUGGGGAUGAUAGUAGACAUUGGUGCUGACACACUCACUAUUGAACCAGUCAGUCACAGGGGCAAGACAUUCCUGGCUCCGAUUAGCCAAGUCUUCCCAGCAGAGGAUGAUGUCAACAAACAUGUAGAGGACAACUGUUCUCUUAUGUACUUAAAUGAAGCCACCCUUCUGAACAAUGUACGGGUUCGUUACAGUAAAGACAUGAUCUAUACAUUUGUGGCUAACAUCCUCAUUGCUGUGAACCCUUACUAUGACAUUCCUAAACUCUACGCCCCUGAGACCAUCAAGAGCUACCAGGGCCGCUCUUUGGGAACUCUCCCACCUCAUGUUUAUGCUAUUGCUGAUAAGGCAUAUCGAGACAUGAAGGUGCUGAAGAUGAGCCAGUCCAUCAUUGUGUCUGGUGAAUCUGGGGCUGGAAAAACUGAAAACACAAAGUUUGUUCUCAGGUAUUUAACCACAUCAUAUGGUACUGGUCAAGAUAUUGAUGAGAGGAUUGUUGAGGCAAACCCACUGCUUGAAGCAUUCGGAAACGCAAAGACUGUCAGGAACAACAACAGUAGCCGUUUUGGAAAAUUUGUGGAAAUUCAUUUUAAUGAAAAGAAUGCAGUCGUAGGUGGAUUUGUCUCACAUUAUCUGUUAGAGAAGUCUCGCAUCUGCAUGCAGAGUUCAGAUGAGCGCAAUUAUCACAUAUUCUACCGGCUCUGCGCUGGUGCCUCUGAAGACAUCAAGAAUAUGCUGCACUUAAACUCACCUGACAAUUUCCGGUAUUUGAAUCGUGGCUGCACAAGAUACUUUGCAAGCAAAGACUCAGAUAAGCAGAUCAUGCAGAACCGGAAGAGUCCUGAGCAAAUGAAAGUAGGAGCCCUGAGAGACCCUCAGCUGGAUGACGUGGGGGAUUUUAAUAGGAUGUGCAUAGCUAUGAAAAAGAUCGGCCUUGACGACACAGAGAAGCUCAAUCUCUUUAGAGUGGUGGCAGGAGUCCUGCAUCUUGGCAACAUAGACUUCGAAGAAACUGGGAGCACCUCUGGUGGCUGUGUUUUGAAGAACCAGUCGAAUCAGACUCUGCAGUACUGUGCCGAGCUCCUGGGCUUGGACCAGGAUGACCUGAGAGUCAGCCUUACCACGCGGGUCAUGCUCACCACUUCAGGGGGCACAAAAGGCACAGUCAUCAAAGUGCCACUGAAGGUGGAGCAGGCCAACAAUGCGCGUGAUGCAUUAGCCAAGGCCAUUUACAACCGCCUCUUCGAUCAUGUGGUCACACGGGUCAACCGGUGCUUCCCCUUUGAGACCUCCUCAAACUUCAUUGGAGUGCUGGACAUUGCUGGAUUUGAGUAUUUUGAGCACAACAGCUUUGAGCAGUUCUGCAUCAACUACUGUAAUGAAAAGUUGCAGCAGUUUUUCAAUGAGCGCAUACUGAAAGAGGAGCAAGAACUGUAUCAGAAAGAAGGCUUGGGAGUGAAUGAAGUUCAUUAUGUUGAUAAUCAGGACUGCAUAGACCUUAUUGAGGCAAAACUGGUAGGAAUUCUGGACAUCCUAGAUGAGGAGAACCGACUACCUCAGCCCAGUGACCAGCACUUUGUUGAGGCUGUUCACACCAAGCACAAAGAUCACUUCCGCCUCACGAUUCCAAGAAAGUCCAAACUAGCAGUCCACAGGAACCUAAGGGAUGAUGAAGGAUUCAUCAUCAGGCACUUUGCUGGAGCUGUGUGUUAUGAGACUAUCCGUUUUGUGGAGAAGAAUAAUGAUGCCCUCCACAUGUCCUUGGAGAGCCUUGUUUGUGAGUCAAAGGACAAGUUUGUCCGUGAUCUCUUUGAGAACAACUCAAACUCAAAAGACUCCAAGCAGAAGGCUGGCAAGCUCAGCUUCAUCAGCGUAGGAAACAAAUUCAAGACCCAGUUGAUUCUUCUACUAGAAAAGCUACACAGCACAGGUUCAAGCUUCAUCCGCUGUGUGAAGCCCAAUCUAAAGAUGGUGAGCCACCAGUUUGAAGGAGCCCAGAUUCUGUCCCAGCUGCAGUGUUCUGGAAUGGUUUCAGUACUGGAUCUAAUGCAGGGGGGGUUUCCUUCUCGAGCCCCUUUCCAUGAGCUAUAUAAUAUGUACAAGCAAUAUCUCCCGGGCAAGCUUGCCAGACUUGACCCUCGCCUCUUCUGUAAGGCUCUCUUUAAAGCACUGGGUCUUAAUGACAGCGAUUACAAGUUUGGACUGACGAAGGUGUUUUUUCGCCCUGGAAAGUUUGCAGAGUUUGACCAGAUCAUGAGGUCUGACCCAGAGCACUUGGCAGAGCUUGUCCAGCGGGUCAACAAGUGGCUGGUGUGCAGCCGCUGGAAGAAGGUCCAGUGGUGUGGACUGUCUGUCAUUAAAUUGAAGAAUAAAAUCAAGUACAGGGCCAGCGCCUGCAUUAAAAUUCAGAAAACAGUUCGCAUGUGGUUGUGCAAGAGGAGACAUAAGCCUCGUGUUGAUGGUCUGUUAAAGGUUCAGAAUCUGAAGAAGAGAAUGGAAAGGUUUAAUGAGGCUGUGAGCGGGCUGAAAGAGGGCAAGAUGGAGAUGAGCAAGCAGAUUCAGGAUCUGGCCACCUCCAUCAACUCCCUCAUCACCAAGAUUAAGACCACAGUGAUGAGUCGCACAGAGAUUGAACAGGAAUAUGAGGACCUGGUGAAGCGCUCGGAACAGCUGCUUUCCUCUAUGCAGAAGAAGAAGCAGGAAGAGGAGGAGAUGGAGCGGCUGAAUCGCAUCCAGGAGGAAAUGGAGAGGGAGAGAAAGAGACGUGAAGAAGAGGCACAGUUACGCAAACAGGAAGAAGAUGAACGUCGCAUGAAAGCAGAGAUGGAGCAGAAGAGGAAGCAGGAAGAGGAGGAGAGGAAGAAGCGGGAAGAGGAUGAGCGAAUCCUACAGGUGGAACUGGACAUUCAGUUGGCUCUAGAGCGGGAGGAGGAGGUUCAGAGGCAAGCAGUAUUGGAGCAGGAAAGGAGGGACAGAGAGCUGGCCAUGAGGAUAGCUCAGAGUGAAGCUGAACUCAUCCAGGAUGAGUCUCAGAUGGACCUCAGCCUACGCAGGGGUCCGCAAGUACAAGCCAGCAAAGCAGCCACCGGGGUGAAGAAGUACGACCUGAGCAAAUGGAAAUAUGCAGAGCUUCGAGAUGCUAUCAACACCUCCUGUGAUAUAGAACUACUGGCAGCUUGCAGAGAGGAGUUUCAUCGUCGUUUAAAGGUCUACCAUGCCUGGAAGUCAAAGAACAAGAAGCGCAACACUGAGACUGAGCAGAGAGCUCCCAAGUCUGUCACCGACUAUGCUCAGCAGAACCCAGCUCCUCCUGUUCCUGCCCGGCAGCAGGAGAUUGCCGUGAAUAGGCAACAGCGCUACUUUCGCAUCCCUUUCAUCCGCCCUGCAGACCAGUAUAAAGACCCACAGAAUAAGAAGAAGGGCUGGUGGUAUGCUCAUUUUGAUGGCCCCUGGAUUGCAAGGCAAAUGGAGCUGCACCCAGACAAACAGCCUAUUCUACUGGUGGCAGGAAAGGAUGAUAUGGAGAUGUGUGAGCUGAGUCUGGAGGAGACAGGCCUGACGCGGAAACGUGGAGCAGAGAUUCUACCUCGCCAGUUUGAGGAGAUCUGGGAGCGCUGCGGGGGGAUCCAGUAUCUAAAGAACGCCAUCGAGAGCAAGCAGGCUCGGCCCACCUACGCCACAGCCAUGCUCCAGAAUCUGCUCAAAUGAAGAGCAGCUUCAGCUCUUUGUAGCUCUCUGUCAGUCCUUACUGUCUGUACUAUCUGUAAUGACGCAUACUACGUCUUUAGUGCACCGGAGCUUAAACACAGGGACCAGCACCUCUCUGUCUCAGUGAGUAUUUACAUGCUCAUAUGACCAAUGUAGAUUUUGAUUUCCUUCUUUUUGAGAUGAUGACCUUUCUGUCAAUUCAUUUGUUUUUGCUUGAUAUUAAUUUUGCUGUGGUGAUUAGCGUUUUUCAUGCAUAUUCAUACAAAUAUGAUCUGUGCAAUGCCUUAAAGUUUUGUCUUUUAUUUUAAGGGGUAUUUUGUUGGUCACCGAGUUUGAUCUUUUUCCAUUUACUUAAGUUAUUUACAUCAUCACUGUGUCGUUUCCAUUGUUAUUAAAGAUUGUGGGUAUUGUAAUUAUACUCUGUGCUCUGCUUUGGUAUUGUGCUUGCAAAUCUUUUCAUCCCUGGAGUACAUUUUCAGUACAUUUCAGUACAUAUUUUGUACAUCAUUGUUAAUAUUAUAGCAAUAUCAAUCCUAGACCUUUUCCACAGACGGCUCCUGAGCGCUUUGAAGAAAAAAACGAAAAUAAAUCUAGUGACUCGUGUAUUAGAGUGCAUUUGUUCUUGAAAGCACUUUAUUGGACUUUAGAAAUGAUUCCAAAUACUGCCUCGGGCAUAUUUGUGAGAUAUUACAAUGUUAUUUUCGAUACAAAUAAUUUAUUGUGAAAUCUCUGCUGUUGGUAGGCUUCCAAUGACAUAUUUGUUAAUAUGCAAAUUAAUGAACACUUUAGUGUCUGCAAGUAGUCUCAUUACAUUCAAAAUCACAAAAUUGCUUUCGUUAAUAUGGAUUAUAAAAACAUUCAUAAUGUGGAGGUGACAAGUCUAUUACCAUCUAAAGAACAUGCAGUUUUUUUCCUCAGAGCUGAUUUGUAGUUGCCCACAAAUUUUGAUUGCUUAUAAAUUUUCAGUCUGACUUAUGUUUCCUCUAUUAGAAUGUUUUCAUUGACACAAAAGAUUAAAAUACUUGAAUCCAGUGGUUUUGUUGGAUUUGAAUAAAUCCAUUACCUACAAAAUGUUUGUACUGUCCGUGCAUAUUUUACACCUGCUGGUUGAAUUUGAAGAAGAAGAAAAAAAAAACAUUUAUGAAGUACAUAAACCACAAGUCAGAUCUAACACAAGCAGUUCAUUGGUGUGAAAGCUGUUUAUUUUAUUUUAAUAUUUUUUGUUCUGUUCUCCGUAAAAGUGAAUAAUAAAAUAAAAUUAAAAAAUCCUUAUCCUGUA